AUGUCGUCCUCCGCCCCCGCGGUCGCCGCGCCCUCCGCCUCCGCCUCGGCGUCUGCCGGCCCCUCGAUCCCGAUCGCGCUCCACGGCGACGCCAAGCCCGGCCAGCUGUACAACUCCUCCGCCAUCCCCAAGUUCCCCUCGUCGUCGCUCGGUGGUGAGCCUUACGGCGGAACGGAGCAGGAGCCGACGUACUUCUACGCCGCCAAGCUUCUCGACACCGACACUGUCUGUGGUGCUUCCGACAGCACCGUCGUGGUCUCGUGCUGCCCCAACUCUGACGCUGUCCCGUCGCCGGAGAACGACGACUUCGGCUCCAACUGCCGUUUCCGCGGCGACGCGGACCAGAUCCAGUCGUGGUUCUCGAACUGCACCAGCGUCCUCGCCAAGGAGCACAACGUCGCCAACCUCGAGACGGGAUGCUGGCCGUGGAGCGAGUUCCGUGCCGCGCGCGCGGCCAAGACGGAGGAGAAGCUCGACACCCUCGCGACCGAGGACGAGGUGUACUGCGCCACCACCUCGCCCCCCAACGACCUGAACACGGCCACCGAGCAGUGCUGCUACUCUGCCGGCGGAAGCUUGGGUCAGGACAAGGCCGUCUGCGGCGGCAUCACCGAGGCCGACAACAUUGACGUCUUCAUGGCGUGCGCUAACUCGCGUUCUGCCGGCGUUUGCGCCAGCGCCAAGUACGAGGAGAAGCACCCUCCCGCCGACGCUGGUGCUCGCGCCAACGCGGCCGGCGCCGCCCUCCUCGCCGCUGGCAUCUCGCUCGCCCUCCUGCCUAAGCGCUAUAGCGAUAACGAAAAUCAAAACGCCUUUCCAUCGGGUACAUCUGUAGUUUGUAUGAAUUUAAUGCCUCCGCACACUGAUCCCGCCGGGUACUGA
This is a messenger RNA of Trichosporon asahii var. asahii CBS 2479, 882 nucleotides long. RefSeq lists its product as uncharacterized. Lineage: Eukaryota; Fungi; Basidiomycota; Tremellomycetes; Trichosporonales; Trichosporonaceae. The transcript has a single exon. The record is from RefSeq and is a predicted model, not a curated record. Bases 1 to 882 code for a protein of 293 amino acids.